Messenger RNA from Thalassophryne amazonica, 842 nucleotides. It is a transcript of the gene sfr1, whose product is annotated as SWI5-dependent homologous recombination repair protein 1. Gene Ontology annotation, cellular component: Swi5-Sfr1 complex. Gene Ontology annotation, biological process: double-strand break repair via homologous recombination; positive regulation of DNA-templated transcription. The record is from RefSeq and is a predicted model, not a curated record. Bases 205 to 828 code for a protein of 207 amino acids. Lineage: Eukaryota; Metazoa; Chordata; Actinopteri; Batrachoidiformes; Batrachoididae. The transcript is spliced from 3 exons.
AACGAGGCUUUCUUGAGUCGCAAAAGGCGGAAAAACAUAAACUUAGUCUGAUCGUUUAUACUUUACUAAGGGCUUUGUGAGAAUUCUGUAGAUCUCUCACCAGUUAGCGCAAACGCGCUAUUUUGUUGUUGUUUUUAUUUGUCCCCGAAGUUAUCGUGCGUGUUGAAGAACUAACAGCUUUAUGCUACAGCUGGAAGCUAACUGAUGGAGGUCACUCCUAAAGCUGACAGAUCCAAAAAUCCGCAUUCUACACCCUGUGAUUCAGAGGAGUCAAGCCCCUAUCAAACUAAAGACGGAAAAUGUCAUCUGAAGCUGAGCUCCUCGCUGAAGGAGAGACUGAGGAGAUCACGGCGCUCCUUCACCUCGCCCAUCUCUGUGGCCAAACGCCUUUGUGUUGAUCAGGAACUUGAUGGUCAACAAGUCUCUGCAGGUUCCACAGACACUGUGAACAAUCCUCCAGUGAUCAGCCACAGUGUUCAUGUAAACAGAAAUGAGGCACAAUCGGGCUGUGAAAGUUUUCCUGGAGGUGUUUUUGACUCACCAGACUUUGUACAGCAACGAGUCCGACUCAGAAGAGCAGUUCGAGACAAGACGGAGAAGUUGCGCAGAUUGAAGAUGGUGAAGAUGUACAGAAGCAAGAAUGACUUAACACAGCUACAAACAUUGAUUGACAAGUGGCGGAGUUGUGCCCAGGCUGCAUUGAAUGAGCUCCAGACAGCACUUCCUGUGGACGGACGAAAGGCCAGCUUGUCUGAGCUAAUCGACCUCUUUGGUCUGGAUGAUGGCAUUCUGCACUACGACCGUACCGAGGAGGACUUCACUACCUAAAUAUGCUUUAAAAA